Solanum verrucosum is the source of this 807-nucleotide messenger RNA. Its product is annotated as protein MIZU-KUSSEI 1-like. The transcript has a single exon. Lineage: Eukaryota; Viridiplantae; Streptophyta; Magnoliopsida; Solanales; Solanaceae. Bases 1 to 807 code for a protein of 268 amino acids. The record is from RefSeq and is a predicted model, not a curated record. Gene Ontology annotation, biological process: hydrotropism.
AUGACGAUGAUGAGAGAAUAUGAUCAAACAUGUACCCUCCCAAGAACAAGUAGCAGCGAUAGCUCCAACAACUUAAUUCUCAUUGCAUCGGAGUACCAAAGUAAUUCUAUCAUUCAUCACCAUUCAAAUAAUUACUCAUAUAAUUCUCCUAUUCCUCAUAAAAAUCGCGGUGGAAUCAAAGUCAACUUUAAUUUUUUCAAGUUUCUUCUUGUAAAAAUUAUGUCCCUCCACACCAUGCUUCCAACAUGCAGUACGUGGCUUAAAUAUUUCCCUACGACAUAUCUUACACAUCAUAACUCAUGUCGGAAAGUCACUGGGACUUUGUUCGGUCACCGGAGAGGCCACGUCAACUUCGCUAUCCAAGAUAAUUCCACGUCAUCGGAACCGAGUCUUUUGAUUGAAUUUGCCAUGUCAACUACCACUUUAGUCAAAGACAUGUCAUCGCCACUUGUUCGUAUUGCGCUCGAAUGCGAAAAAAGGCCACGUGGCAGCAAGCAAGUGAGGCUCUCCCGAGAACCUAGUUGGAAUAUGUAUUGUAACGGAAGGAAGUGCGGGGACGCGCUUUUGCGCGCGUGCACUGACUCCGACCGACACGUGUUGCACACCGUACGGAAUGUGUCGGUUGGGGCCGGAGUGAUUCCGUUGGUGGGUGAUGGACGGAUGGGCGGUGAGUUGGAAGGUGAAUUGAUGUUUUUUAGAGCUAAUUUUGAACGAGUUAUAGGGAAUCGUGACUCAGAAGCUUUUUAUAUGACAAAUCUUGAUGGAACUGGAGGACCUGAACUUAGUAUAUUUCUUUUAAGGACUUGA